Messenger RNA from Ostertagia ostertagi, 795 nucleotides. The record is from the annotation of a GenBank genome assembly. Lineage: Eukaryota; Metazoa; Nematoda; Chromadorea; Rhabditida; Trichostrongylidae.
AUGAUUUACUUGCUUGAGGUGUACUUGGUGACGGCCUUGGUGCCUCGGAGACGGCGUGCUUGGCGAGCUCUCCGGGAAGGAUCAGUCGAACAGCAGUCUGGAUUUCGCGAGACGAGAUCGUCGAACGCUUGUUGUAGUGCGCCAGACGAGAUGCCUCAGCACGAUGCGCUCGAAAACGUCAUUCACGAACGAGUUCAUGAUCGACAUGGCUUUCGAGGAGACACCGGUGUCGGGGUGCACCUGCUUGAGCACACGGUAGAUGUAGACCGAGUAGCUCUCCUUACGCUUGUGCUUCCUCUUCUUGUCUCCAGUACGGCUGGCCUUCUGGCUCUUCGCGGCUUUCUUGGCUCCCUUGGCGACGGCUUUGGUGGCAUCGUUGAACGGUUGAUACACGAGUCUCAGUCGUCGUCAAUCAUGUCUGGACGUGGAAAAGGAGGCAAAGCCAAGACCGGAGGAAAGUCGAAGUCGCGUUCAUCGCGUGCUGGACUUCAGUUCCCAGUCGGUCGUCUUCAUCGUAUGCUCCGUAAAGGAAACUACGCUGGACGUAUCGGUGGUGGAGCUCCCGUCUACCUGGCCGCUGUUCUCGAAUACCUCGCCGCUGAGGUGCUCGAGUUGGCCGUAACGCUGCUCGUGACAACAAGAAGACCAGAAUCAACCUCGCCAUCUCCAGCUCGCUGUCCGCAACGACGAGGAGCUCAACAAGCUUCUCUCCGUGUGACCAUCGCACAAGGAGGUGUCCUGCCAAACAUCCAGGCCGUUCUCCUGCCCAAGAAGACCGCCGGUGACAAGGAAUAA